This is a messenger RNA of Mytilus trossulus (common blue mussel), 588 nucleotides long. RefSeq names its product ribonuclease H-like. The transcript has 2 exons. Bases 1 to 588 code for a protein of 195 amino acids. Lineage: Eukaryota; Metazoa; Mollusca; Bivalvia; Mytilida; Mytilidae. The record is from RefSeq and is a predicted model, not a curated record. Gene Ontology annotation, molecular function: nucleic acid binding; RNA-DNA hybrid ribonuclease activity. Gene Ontology annotation, biological process: DNA replication, removal of RNA primer.
AUGACUGUCCAAAGUAACACAAGUAAGGAGCCUCAAAUUCAUGGUAUAGCAUUUACUGAUGGGUCCUGUCUUGGUAGUCCUGGCCCUGUAGGAGCAGGUGCUAUCAUCUUUCCAUCAAAUAAUCAACCUCAAAUUGAAAUUAGUAAAGCUGUAUCCAAGAAAGGAUCAAUACUACUCGGAGAACUGAUCGCCAUUAAACUUGUUGUUGACCACUUUUUAAUAUCAGAAAACAGACAAAACACAGACUCAAUUACACAAUUUACAGAUAGUCAGACCUCAAUUGGAAUUUUAACUUUAAACUGGAAAUCAGAAAAUUACAUCAAAGUCAUAAGAGAAAUUAAGAACAACAUGAAAGUAUUAAAGAUGUAUGGAAUUCCAUUAAAUUUUGAAUGGACACCUGGUCAUGCUGAUAUCCAAGGGAAUGACAUUGCUGAUUCACUGACCAAAAAAGGAGCUAAAGAAGCUGAAAAAAUAAAAGAACCAUCAGAAGUAACCAGGCAGGAUAUAAAACAUGCAGCAAGAGAAAGUGUUUUUAAGAAAAUGGCAGAACCAAUGGGAAUCAAGUCAACUUGGCAGAAAUUAUUAUAA